Podospora pseudopauciseta is the source of this 312-nucleotide messenger RNA. RefSeq lists its product as uncharacterized. NCBI's taxonomy places the organism in Eukaryota, Fungi, Ascomycota, Sordariomycetes, Sordariales, Podosporaceae. Bases 1 to 312 code for a protein of 103 amino acids. The record is from RefSeq and is a predicted model, not a curated record. The transcript is spliced from 2 exons.
AUGGGAAGCCCGUGGAAAGCUCUGCCCAUUCGGAGUUCACUACCAGGAGCCAACACGGCGCUGACCUGCCCUCGUGGGAAAGGGGAGAAGAAGGACAAGAAGAAGGACAAGAAGAAGGACAAGAAGAAGGACAAGAAGAAGGACAAGAAGAAGGACAAGAAGAAGGACAAGAAGAAGGACAAGAAGAAGGACAAGAAGAAGGACAAGAAGAAGGACAAGAAGAAGGACAAGAAGGACGACGAGCUUGGGAUAGGAGAAGUUCAGGAUGAAGAAGGGGACGCUGGGGCGUGGUGUCGAAACCCUCAACGCUGA